Molecule: messenger RNA, 354 nt
Organism: Petromyzon marinus (sea lamprey)
Lineage: Eukaryota; Metazoa; Chordata; Hyperoartia; Petromyzontiformes; Petromyzontidae
Source: RefSeq, a predicted model, not a curated record
CAGCAGGGAGCUUCCCUAUACCGACUGCGCUCACAUGGAUUCUAACAAGGAUGCACAACCAGCAAAGCAACAACCGAUGAUUUACAUUUGUGGAGAGUGCCAUACCGAAAAUGAAAUUAAGGCAAGGGAUCCAAUCCGAUGCCGAGAGUGUGGAUACAGGAUAAUGUACAAGAAAAGAACCAGAAGAUUGGUCGUGUUUGAUGUGCGUUGAGCGCAAUGUCAAGGAGAUGUCUGGAUUUCAAUGGCUGUCGACAGAAGUUAUGUUGUUUUUUUGUGUAUGCCAGAUGCGGUCCGUUAUUUUUCUUUCCUGUAUUUGCGUGAAUAAAAUUUUUGUUGUAAAUCUUGAAAAAAAAA